GGGCGGGGCUUAGACCCGCGCGGCCGCUCCUCGCGCUGAGGGCCGGGGAAGGCCGUGCGCAUGCGCACCCCUCCCGGCGAGCUGUGCGCGCGGCUCCGCCCUGAGGCGCGUUGGGGCCGGGCGGGGAAGAUGGCGGCGGGGACGGGCAAGCACAAGCUGCUGGGCGCCGGCCCCACCGAGCCCUGGUCCAUCCGCGAGAAGCUCUGCCUGGCCUCCUCCGUCAUGCGCAGCGGCGACCAGAACUGGGUCUCAGUCAGCAGAGCCAUCAAGCCUUUUGCAGAGCCAGGCCGCCCACCUGACUGGUUUUCCCAAAAGCAUUGUGCAUCUCAGUAUUCAGAGCUGUUGGAGACUACAGAGACCCCUAAGAGAAAACGUGGUGAGAAAGGAGAGGUGGUGGAAACUGUGGAAGAUGUUAUUGUGCGGAAACUGACUGCAGAACGAGUUGAGGAGUUGAAGAAAAUUAUUAAAGAAACACAGGAGAAAUACAGGCAACUCAAGAAGGAUGCAGAGCUGAUCCAGGCUGGACACAUGGAUAACAGACUGGAGGAGCUGUGCAAUGAGAUUAUGAUAAAGAAAAAAAUGGAGGAGGAGGAGGCAGAAGUCAAGAGGAAGGCUACAGAUGCUGCUUAUCAAGCUCGUCAGGCCAUUAAGAAUCCGCCACGAAGAUUAACGGGUGUGAUGGUUCGCUCCCCUGCAGGUUCAACCUCUCCAGGGGGAGACUAUGCUCUGGGAGAUCUGUCUCAGCCUGCUGUGGAUGAGGCCAGCCCGGGGGUUGGUGAAAACGAAAUGGCAGUGGCUUCUGGUCACAUGAACAGCUCGGGAGUCCUGCUGGAGGUAGGAAGCGUCCUCCCAGUGCUGCACAGUGGGGAAAUGCAGUCGGCACCUGGUGCUGUCCCUGCAUCUCCUGCUGCUUCAGGUGCUCCUACGCUUUCCCGGCUUUUAGAAGCUGGUCCUGCGCAGUUCACCUCACCUCUUGCUUCCUUCUCCGCUGUUGCCAGCGAACCUCCAGCUAAGCUCCUGCCACCCCCAGUAGAGCCUGUGUCGCAGGCAACAAUUGUCAUGAUGCCCACGCUGUCAGCACCAUCCGUUGUGCCACCAGCUGCAGCUCCAGAAAGCGUAGCCACAGUGAGCCAGCCCGAAGCCUGUGUUUCCAUGGAGGCAGUGUCUGAUUCCCAUACAGUGACGGUGGCCAUGGACAGCAGCGAAAUAUCCAUGAUCAUUGACUCCAUCAAGAAAGAGUGCCUGGGUUCUGCAGCUGGCAGCACUGCAGGCUCUUCCAAAGAUCACUGCAUGGAUGGGAAAGAAGACCUGGAUUUGGCUGAGAAGAUGGAUAUUGCGGUGUCCUAUACAGGGGAAGAGCUGGACUUUGAUACUGUUGGAAAUAUCAUAGCCAUCAUUGAGGACAAGGUAGACGACAACCCAGAAGUCCUGGAUGCAGCGGUUGUUGAAGCUGCUCUGUCUUCUUUUUGCGAAGAUACUGAUGACCCACAGGCCCUGCCUGGCCCAUGGGAACACCCAAUUCGUCAGGAGCACGAGAAACAGGCCCAGAUACCCCAAGUGUCUGUGACUGUGAAGCAGGAAAGACUGGAAUGUGAGGAGCCAGAGGCAAAGGGAAUUCGAGAGCUAAUGGGCAUUGGAGAGCUGGGAUCAGAAAUAAAGACAGAACCUGCAGAGCAGGAGCAGAAUCAGCUGGGCGCUGAGGAAACCAUACCGGCAACUGCAAGAGUGACAGAAACACCAGAGCUUAGGAGUCAAGAGAUAGAAGAGGAUCAAAGAGCAGCUGUGGCAGCAGGAGAGAGUGCUGAAAUUGAGAUAGAAUCGACCAAGGGAGAAGACACGAUGCACGGCACGGUGAAGACAGAGACCCCACCUGAUGAUGAUUCAUCCCCUCCACAAGUCCCAAAUGUGAGUGAAGACUCCUCACAGGCUGAUGUUCAGCACAAAUUUGAGCUGUCAGACUCAAUGAAGGAGGAAGCCCGAGCCCUGUUUAGGAGCCAGAUGAAGGAUGGGCAGGGUGAAGAGGAUGAUGAGGAUGGUGCCAGUGAGGCUGCCAGUUUGGAGGAGCCCAAAGAAGAAGAUCAGGGUGAGGGAUACCUGUCAGAGAUGGAUAACGAACCCCCUGUGAGUGAGAGCGACGAUGGCUUCAGUGUCCAUAACGCACCUUUACAGUCGCACACGCUAGCCGACUCCAUCCCCAGCAGCCCGGCCUCCUCACAGUUCUCAGUGUGCAGUGAGGAUCAGGAAGCAAUACAGGCCCAGAAGAUCUGGAAGAAAGCCAUCAUGCUAGUUUGGAGAGCGGCAGCUAAUCACAGGUAUGCUAAUGUCUUCCUCCAGCCUGUGACUGAUGAUAUAGCACCAGGCUACCACAGUAUUGUGCAAAGGCCAAUGGAUUUAUCUACAAUCAAAAAGAAUAUUGAGAAUGGGCUGAUACGAACCACGGCUGAGUUCCAACGUGAUAUUAUGCUGAUGUUUCAAAAUGCAGUUAUGUACAACAGCUCAGACCAUGAUGUGUACCACAUGGCUGUGGAGAUGCAGCGAGAUGUCCUGGAGCAGAUCCAGCAAUUUCUGGCCACGCAACUGAUCAUGCAAACAUCAGAGUCGGGGAUCAGUGCAAAGAGCCUGCGUGGGCGAGACUCCACUCGCAAGCAAGAUGCUUCGGAGAAGGACAGUGUCCCAAUGGGCUCUCCUGCCUUCCUUCUCUCUCUCUUUACAGAGGAGUACUCCGGGAGAGUCAGCAUGUCAGCCAGAGGGAGAGGGCAGCGGAUCAAAGGAAGCUCUCAGCUCGCCUUCUACUCAUGGAAAGGAGCUGUGCGGAGAAGCAUGGGCCAUUCCUGGCUGUGGUGCAGGUCUGAGACGGAGUCUCCCAGCGACUCAGAGAAGAACAGUGACUUCCAGUCAGUUCUCAGCUGGGAUUCCAGCUUGGAUCUGGAACUGGGGAGCUGGAGGAACACCGAAGAGGCCGUCUUGGGGAAGCUGGAGGAGAGCAGCCAAGAGGCAGACUACAGGCUGAAGUUCAGUGAUCCUCUCUGGGAGGAUGAUAGUGAAGACUACCCAAAAGCAGAGAGGCAAUGCGAAGAUGAAAGUCUUCUCCAGUUCUUCUCAGAGCACGCAGCUUGCCUGGUUCAGGCCCACGUGGAUGCAAUAGCAGUAACCAUCUGCCCCUGGAGACCAUCAUGUCUUGGAAGCAGGCGCUGUUUAGCCUGGGUUUGUGCUAGUCCUGUGUCUGGGGGGUGCUGGGCUCCCACCAGCCUGCGAGGUGGUGCUGGGACGGGCUGUAACACCACAGCAGUGGAAGGGCAGCACCCAGUUUUUCAGUCCUGCACUCACAUUUGUUGCUUUGCAAACUUAGACGCUGGAGACAGAAAUGACUUUCGGGGUUCUCGCAGCGGGGUUAUUCCCAGCAGUUCCCUCGUGGUCUGCCAAGUGGUCAAAGCCAUACCCAGCUCAGUGUCCGUGUUCCUGCUGGACGGUCUGCUCCGUGCUUCAGAUCUGCUGAGGAAUUCUCAGAUGUCCCUGUACAUAAUCCCACUUCUGACCUCCAGAAUGCCUCUCUCCCUGCACCUCCCCCUCCGUUUUGUUAGCAAAUCACUGCACCAACAGCACCACUCUCCUUCCUGGUUGAGUCUAUUCUCUGUCAUAUUCAUGUGGGAGUUUUUGAGGAAACAGUCCUGUUGUACUCUUGGGGAUCCUGUUUUCUGUGUCUUGAGGUUUAACAAGCCUGAGGCAGUCUUACCUCAGAUCCUGAUUGCCCUCUGUACAUCCAUGACUCUUCCCAGAAAAGAAACCAGACACACCUCUGGGCACCAGUCAGCUCCGCAAUGUUUGUGUUUGCCAGAGGUGGUUGUGAGCCAGGAGAUCAAACCCAGCUGGUACUGGAGCCCUGGCCAGCACAAGGAAGAUCUGAAUAAGGCCAAGACUCAAGAGGCACCUGGAGAUCAAGCUUUAGGUGAGCCAUGUGCACAGGAGAGUCAUCAGGCCCAGGACCCAGAUGAUAGUGAUGGCACCUCUGCAGACCCUGUGCUGGUCACCACAAGUCCUGCCAACAUGCAGCUAUGCAGAACACCUCUGCCAUGUCCCCCUGAGAGGCUUUGUGCAGCUACAGAAAAGGAUCUCAGGGCUGUACCCACCUGGAUGCGGAUGCAGCUGAGCUGGGAUAACCCCGUGCAGCAUUCACACUUCAAAAGGACCGUCCUGUCCAUCUGGAAGAUGAUAGCCAGUCACAGGUACAGCGGCCCAUUCCUGAAGGCAGUGUCAGAGAAACAAGCCCCGGGAUACAGGGAUGUGGUGAAGAGGCCCAUGGAUUUAACCAGCAUAAAGCGAAACCUGUCCAAGGGGCACAUCCAGUCCAUGGCCCAGUUCCAGUGCAGCCUGAUGCUCAUGUUCCAGAACGCGGUGAUGUACAACAGCUGCAACCACCACGUGCACCGCAUGGCCCUGGAGAUGCAGCGGGAGGUGCUGGAGCAGAUGCAGAUGCUGGGUGAAGCCCUCCUGUGCUCAGAGGACAGGCUGCGGCUGGGCCGGAGCACGCGGCGGCCGGAAGCGGAAGCGGCCGGCGGCAGCGCGCGCGCGACCAUGGCGAGGGAGAAGGAGGCGGAGGCGGCGGAGGCGGCCCCGGAGCUGUCGUACCGGGAGCAGCUCGGGCACCUCAACCCCAUCGCGCAGCCGCUCGCCUCCCGCAAGCUGACGCGGAAGCUCUACAAGUGCAUUAGGAAAGCGGCCAAGCAGAAGCAGAUCCGCCGCGGCGUGAAGGAGGUGCAGAAAUUCAUCAACAAGGGAGAGAAGGGGAUCGCGGUGCUGGCCGGCGACACGCUGCCCAUCGAUGUGUACUGCCACAUCCCCAUCAUGUGUGAGGACAGGAACCUCCCGUACGCAUACGUCCCCUCCAAAUCGGACCUGGGAGCUGCGGCCGGCUCGAAGCGCCCCACCUGUGUCAUCCUGAUCAAGCCCCACGAGGAGUACCAGGAGGCCUACGAUGAGUGCCUGGAGGAGGUGGAGGCGCUGCCCCUGCCGCUCUGACCCACAGUGGGGUGUGGGGGGGAACGGGAUGGGACACAGGGUGAAUAAAGGUGUGGGGGGUUUGUACCAGC
Molecule: messenger RNA, 5087 nt
Organism: Anas platyrhynchos (mallard)
Lineage: Eukaryota; Metazoa; Chordata; Aves; Anseriformes; Anatidae
Source: RefSeq, a predicted model, not a curated record